AGCCACGGCGCCGUCCCUCCCCGUCCCCGCGGGCCGUCGCCCACCGUUUCUUCCUCUUCUGCUUCGGUUGCGCCGCGCACAAGAAAUCCGUGCAGCUCCUACCGGACCGUGGAGCCCCACGCGACCCAGCUCCCCACCCGUGGCCGCGCCCGCCGCCUUCCUCUCGCCGCCCCGGAUCCAGAGAGGUAAUUUUUGGCGUGGUGCUUUCGCUCGUGUUGCGCGCCCCCGGUCCUGUCGCGGCAUCCGGCGUGGAUCUUGGCUCGGAUUGUACCCUGCAGCAAAAGGAAGGGUUACGAGCUGGGUUCGCGGUUUCCUCCUCGUCGUCGGCAGGUUCAUCCCAAGGCAUAUCUUGUUGCCCCUGAUUUUAAGUUAUACAAUUAAGGCCAGAAAAAUCAGCUUUAUUCAACCAGUGAUUGGAUAUGGUAUCAGUUAAUCUUGGUUUAGUACAUUAUGUACUGGACCACAUAUAUGGAACUCUUCUUCAUCGCACAAAGUUAGGAACACCAUUUUUCUCAAAAGGAUGGGGAGGUACCAAACUUGAUUUGCUAGAGAAGAUGGUGAAGCAGCUAUUCCCUGAGGCACGUUGCCAAAACUGGCCACCAACUGCUGUGCAGCCAAUGUGGAAAACAGUUUGGGAGACAAACAGUUCUUGUCUGCGAGAGGGUGUUUUCAGGACUACAUGUGAUGAGAGACUAAUCGACGCAUUGCCCCCUGAGAGUCACAAUGCAAGAGUUGCUUUUCUUACUCCUAAAAAUGUUACACCAGAGAAGAUGUCAUGCGUGGUCCAUCUUGCAGGCACUGGUGAUCACACAUUUGAACGCAGGCUUCGGCUUGGUGGGCCUCUUCUGAAGAACAAUAUUGCAACUAUGGUUCUUGAGAGCCCCUAUUAUGGACAGCGACGUCCUAGCAUGCAGCGUGGUGCAAAGCUCCAGUGUGUGAGUGACUUGUUACUCUUAGGGAAAGCCACAAUUGAUGAAGCUCGCAGUCUCCUGUACUGGCUGCAGACUGAGGCUGGUUAUGGCAAGAUGGGCAUAUGUGGGCUCAGCAUGGGUGGUGUGCAUGCUGCGAUGGUGGGAUCCCUUCAUCCUACACCAAUUGCUACACUACCAUUUCUCGCUCCACACUCUGCUGUGGUACCUUUCUGUGAAGGGGUCUACAAAUAUGCCACAGCUUGGGAUGUGUUGAGAGAAGAUGCAGCAGCAUUAACUCAAGAUGUAACAUCUUUGACAGAGGAUGCAGCACAGAAAACUGGGGUCACUAUUGAGCAAGUCAGAGAUAGGUUGCGGUCAGUGUUGUCUUUGACUGACGUCACUCGAUUUCCAGUCCCAAAGAACCCACAGGCUGUCAUCUUUGUUGGUGCAACGGAUGACGGUUAUAUUCCCAGACAUUCAGUCAUGGAGCUUCAGAAGGCAUGGCCAGGCUCCGAAGUCCGGUGGGUAACAGGAGGCCACGUUUCAUCCUUUUUCCUCCACAACGACGCGUUCCGCAAAGCCAUCGUGGACGCCCUUAACAGAUUGUAGCACCGAGGGGAAGUCAUCAUUGUGAUGCCAGUUUAUAUUGUGUGACUGUUCUGAACUUGGGGUUGCGAAUUGCGGCAUCAGCUGAACCCACAACCGUAUGCCAUGAUAGGCACACCCUGUGCUGAAGGGUUUUGGUAAAUGACUAUUUGUUGUAGCUUAAUUGUUCUGCUUCGCAUGAGAUCGGAGGGAGGCUGGUUGUACAUCAGAUAGCAUGUAACACCCCAUUAUUUGGCAGUAGUUCUGCAAUAAUUUAUCCUGUCACCAUUUAUCAAUCUUCUGAGUGUCUGACAUGUCAACACUGGCUGAAUCAGCUUGGCAA
Molecule: messenger RNA, 1839 nt
Organism: Setaria italica (foxtail millet)
Lineage: Eukaryota; Viridiplantae; Streptophyta; Magnoliopsida; Poales; Poaceae
Product: protein ABHD18
Exons: 6
Coding region: 420-1520 (366 amino acids)
Source: RefSeq, a predicted model, not a curated record